Molecule: messenger RNA, 351 nt
Organism: Enterospora canceri
Lineage: Eukaryota; Fungi; Microsporidia; Enterocytozoonidae
Source: the annotation of a GenBank genome assembly
AUGCAGGAAAUGGAUGAAACAUGCACACAUUGCAAUCAUCAGGCAAAGGGUACUCUGGUUGAAAUGCAUGUUCCAGAAGAGUUGAUUAUUUGCCUACAAAAAACAAAAAUAUCAAAUGGAGUUGGUAUCAAAAUAUUGGAUGCAGUUGAUGUUGAAAGAGAGAUCUAUAUCCAGGGAUGCAAAUACGCUUUAAAAGGAUCAAUAAUUCACAAAGGACCGACGUUGAAUUCAGGCCACUACAUUUAUUAUGAUUCAAAAGAAGAUGUGGUAAUCAAUGACGAAAUAGUUAGAAAAACAAAGAAUGACGAUUUAGAACAGGGAUACAUGUUCAUUUAUAAAAAAGAAGAAUAA